CGCAUACAUACAGGUGACAAGCCAUAUCAUUGCGGCUCAUGCGACAAAUCGUUUGCACGAAAGCAUAGCCUCAUAUUACAUAGCCACACACAUACAGGUUACAAGCCAUAUUAUUGCGGCUCAUGCGAUAAAUCAUUUGCACGAAAGCAUAGCCUCGUAUUACAUAGCCGCACGCAUACAGGUGAUAAGCCAUAUCAUUGCGGCUUUUCGGCACUCACCAUCAAGACACUGACUACCUUUCCGCCACCCGACAGCUCUCAGUGA
Messenger RNA from Rhipicephalus microplus (southern cattle tick), 264 nucleotides. RefSeq names its product gastrula zinc finger protein XlCGF52.1-like. The record is from RefSeq and is a predicted model, not a curated record. NCBI's taxonomy places the organism in Eukaryota, Metazoa, Arthropoda, Arachnida, Ixodida, Ixodidae.